CAGAGAGGCGCUCGCUCAGGCAGGAUCCCACGAAGAAGAAGCUGGCGGGCAGCGGGAUGAAAACAGGAAGUGAAGUUCUGAUGAAAACAUGAAAACUUGGCGGGUUUUGGAUAACGUUUCUGUUUUUAAAGGUUCUGAAGAGGCGAUGGAGGGAAACCUGCUGGAGGUGGACCGUUAGAACCGGAACCAGAACCUGCUGAAAGGGUCCAGAUUCAGCCGGUCCAGGUCCUGCUCCUGAUCUUGGUUCUGGUCCGGUUUCUGACCUGCGGGUCUCAGCGGAGAUGGCGGGCCGCGGCCGCAGGACGAUGAGUUUUAGCGUGGACUCUGUGGGGAUCAGCAGAGGAGAGACUCUCCCUCCAGCUGUGCAGCAGCCCACACCUGUGUUCCCCGUGAUGGAGCAGAAGCCCCUCCCCCUGACAGGUGGGGAGGAGGCGGAGUACCUGACGGCGCUGAAGCAGGACUUCAGAGGAGCCAUGAGGAGUCUGCCGUGCUUCAUCCAGCCGGCUGCUGCACACAGAGAUGUGGAGCGAUACUCCGAUAAAUAUCACCUCAGCGAGAAGAAGGAUGGCCUCACCGACUGGAUCAUAGACUGGAAGAGAUUCCCCAAAGAGCUGCGGGUCCACAUCAGCAAGCCCCCCAGAGACGGGGGAGCACUCACCUGCCUGGGCGGUGCGCCAGCAGGACAGAAGAAGAAGAAGAAGGUCGGUGAGAAAGAGGAAGUGCUGCUGAAACUGGAGACGCUGGAGAAGAAGGAGGAACAGGAGAGCUCCGAGGAGGAGGGGGAGGAGAAGAAGAAGCAGAAGGAAGAGGAGGCCGAGGCUGAAGAAGAGUAUGAUGAAGAGGAGUUUGAGGAGGAGACCGAUUAUAUCAUGUCGUACUUUGAUAACGGUGAGGACUUUGGAGGAGACAGCGACGACAACAUGGACGAGGCCAUCUACUAAAACAGUGACUCUCUGGGGCCAUGGUUCUGUUUCUGACCCAACUGUGGGUGAUCAGUUUUAUCUGAGUGUUCUUAAUGUUUUGUACAAAUGUUUUUCAUUAUUUUCUUGCUGUUGGGGAAAAUAAACAUGAUGCUUGGAGAGGUUCUGACCCAGAAA
Messenger RNA from Fundulus heteroclitus (mummichog), 1097 nucleotides. RefSeq names its product RNA polymerase III subunit GL b (gene polr3glb). Bases 282 to 941 code for a protein of 219 amino acids. The record is from RefSeq and is a predicted model, not a curated record. The transcript is spliced from 8 exons. Gene Ontology annotation, cellular component: RNA polymerase III complex. Gene Ontology annotation, biological process: transcription by RNA polymerase III. Lineage: Eukaryota; Metazoa; Chordata; Actinopteri; Cyprinodontiformes; Fundulidae.